CUCAUCAAAGCACAACGAUUGGAAGUCUCAUUCACAGCGACGGGUCUUGUCUUCUACAUGGCAUAAUUCAAUUCAACCAGCACCGCCACAAACAAGUCGAACCAGCGAGAUGGCGUUCCUGCUAGAAGGCGAGACGGAUGAGACACUGGCCGCGGCGCUGGCAUUUCUGGACGAGCAACAGAAAUCUUCAGUAUCUUCAUUGGAGGAGUCGCUCGAGCUCAGUGAUGACAUCCCCACUCUCCCGUCCCUUGACGACCCUGAGGCCGCCAAUGUGCUGGACGAUCUGAGCGCAGAGCUGCCUGCGCCAGCGGACAAGGCGACCAAAAACACGAGCUGGUCAGCCGCCAUCCCCACACCGAAGAUGCUCUCUCAACGUCUUUUCAAGCACCACCAGGUGGCCCCUUGCCCUCCUCCCCAACCUGCUUUCACCAAUCCAGCCAAGACCUCAAGUCCUACGCAAAAGAAGAAGUCAUACGUACGCAAGAAACCUCUGAGCUAUAACCCGAACAAGGCGCGAGAUGAGCGCAAAUUGGAGCUGAUAUAUCUCCGCCAGAAAGUGGUUGAUAUGGAGUUGGAGCUACAGAAGCUACAGGAGAUUAAGGGAGCAAGUCGAGCCAACGCAGAAGUUUGUGAGUCAGUCAACGUUUUGGCAGCGAGCCACCACUGCGAUGCCACUAACGAUGGAGUCCCCCGCGUCUGGGAGAAAAUGUGCGCACGCCAACUACAGCGCCGCGUGAAGGCGGAGCGCGAAAAUGCUCGCCUGAAGAUGGUGCUCGAGGGUCAGAUCAAGAUCGCCAAGAGCAUGGAACAGAUCCUUAAGAAGCGCAAGGUUCUGCGUGCUAUGGAGUCGUGUGGUAGCAACAAGCGCACGAAGCACACCAACCGCGUGCAUCGACCCGAUCCUCGUGCUGACGCGAAGAUCUUUGAGAUCCUGCUGGCUGGUGUCGAGGCCUCGUACCGCGAAGUUGAUGCUGUGUUCGAGGCCAAUGGUCUUGGCCGCACAGAAGCUCCUAAGAGCGACGCUCAGAUGCACGACGGUGUGAACGGCAUGUACUUGGAGACCUUUGCCAACAAGAUGGUUCCAUUUGCCAUGCACGCUACGGGUGAGGCUGUGUGGCAGCACUUUAAGGGGACGGAUAUCCCGUACCGUUGGUAUCACUCCAAGUCGGCCGGUUCGAUCGAGUCGACAGAGGAUACGAUGGUUGAAUGCUUCGGCAUGGAUAUGUAUGAUGCCAAGAGCAAUACAAAAGCCGAGUUCAACGUCAAACAGAUCCUCCGUCGCUAUAUCGAGGAAGACCGCGUUGUCAUUGUCUGGCGCUCGCACAUUAUACCUCUCGAGUUCUCCAACAAACGAUUCGCGGGUAUUCGUUUCCAGGAGAAAGGGUAUGUGGUCAUCAAGCCUCGUGCUCAUAGCGACGAUAGCACUACAGACGACGACUUCACGCUGGUGCAGACUUGCUACAUCAUUACCCCCGAUCUGUCCGAUCAGUCGCUGAACGACGAUGCCAAGACGGGUGCUCUGACUGAAUUUGUCCUGAACUCCACAGCUGCCAACAUUUCUGCCAGUCACGAAAUGAUUGAAAACGUUUUACUGGACCAAGCACUGCAACAGCGAAAGCGACGGGAUUAAUGUGUCAUCAUCUCCUGCGUACGCAUCAAUUUCUGAAUAUAUAUCAAGUCCAGCGUGUUACAUGUACUUAGUAUGUCAUCAUCAAUACUACAGAAAUAUCUGAAGGUUUGUUGAGAUUUACUACUAAUGCAGUAUUAUUACAUUCACGUU
Messenger RNA from Phytophthora nicotianae INRA-310, 1780 nucleotides. RefSeq lists its product as hypothetical. The transcript has a single exon. The coding region runs from base 110 to 1630 and encodes 506 amino acids. The record is from RefSeq and is a predicted model, not a curated record. NCBI's taxonomy places the organism in Eukaryota, Oomycota, Peronosporomycetes, Peronosporales, Peronosporaceae.